AUGGAAAACCCAGGCGUCGUCGUUAUCGGGCCUCGCAAGUCCAAGAUUAUAGACACACCCAUGCCCAAAAUCACCGGUCCAAAUGAAGCGAUCGUCAGAAUCAAGUUUGGAGGAGUCUGUGGAAGUGAUGUUCACUUUUGGGCUGAUUGUGCCAUCGAUGGUAAUCUAGUGUCUGAAGAGAAAUACCUUCCACUUGGACACGAAGCCUCUGGUAUCGAUGUUUUUAUCUCCUCAGAUGUGACUUCACUCAAGGUCGGCGACAACGUUGCCAUCGAACCUGCCAACCCCUGCCGAUCCUGUAUUCGAUGCCGCGAAGGGCUUUACAAUCUUUGCCCGUUCAUGAAAAACGCCGCCUCUGCAACAGAGUAUCCGGGAACGCUGACAAAGUUCUUCAAACUCCCCGCCGACUUCUGCUACGAGCUUCCAGAUUAUGUUAGCCUGGAGGAGGGGGUUCUAGCAGAGCCAUUGGCGGUUGCAGCACACUCGGUCCGCAUGAUUGGUAUCAAGCCGGGUCAAAGCCUGGUCAUCUAUGGUGCUGGUACUAUUGGACUAGUCUGUGGAGCUGUCGCAAAAGUCUUCGGUGCUCGCAAGCUUGUACUCGUUGAUAUUUUGGACAGCAAGCUCGAGUUCGCUAAGAAAUUUCUUAACUGUGAGACUUUCAAAACCUCUCCUGGAGCUGAUCCGGAGAGUGCAGCCGGUGAAAUUAUUGAGACUUUUAAUCUUGGGCUAGAUGCAGAUGCCGUGAUUGAAGCAACGGGUGCUGCAUCAUCCACAAUGGGAUGUGUCUAUGUUGCCCGGAAAGGCGCCCACUUCGUACACAGCAAAGGAGACUACCGUGUUGCUAUGGAUAUUCUAGAAAAUCGUUUAGUUCCUGUCAAGGAGUUGAUUACAGCUAUGUACAACUUUGAAGAGAUUGAGUUGGCUUGGCAAGCUACCCUUUCAGGAAAAGAGAUCAAGAAUAUGGUCCAGGGAGUUUUGGACUAA
Penicillium malachiteum is the source of this 984-nucleotide messenger RNA. RefSeq names its product L-iditol 2-dehydrogenase. Gene Ontology annotation, molecular function: L-iditol 2-dehydrogenase (NAD+) activity. The coding region runs from base 1 to 984 and encodes 327 amino acids. The transcript has 4 exons. Gene Ontology annotation, biological process: D-sorbitol catabolic process. Lineage: Eukaryota; Fungi; Ascomycota; Eurotiomycetes; Eurotiales; Aspergillaceae. The record is from RefSeq and is a predicted model, not a curated record.